Molecule: messenger RNA, 961 nt
Organism: Adineta steineri
Lineage: Eukaryota; Metazoa; Rotifera; Eurotatoria; Adinetida; Adinetidae
Source: the annotation of a GenBank genome assembly
UAUAUAACUCUCUUUACUUCUUGUAUUAACUAUAUAAAUCAUCGAACGAAUCGAAUAAAAAGAGAGAUUUAUGCUGAAAAAAUACUAGUCUAUCGAAGAAAAUUAUUACGUCAUCGUCAGCGAUAUUUGAAAUCGAAAAAGGAAACUGUCAAUGUUCGUCCGAAAAUUAUUCUUGAUCUUAUUCGACAUCCAUUUACUUCCAAUGAAUUGGAUUAUCUUUCCCGAGGUUAUAUUAAUUAUUAUUUUUUUCUUUCUUCUUUUCAUAUCUUCUUAUACGGCUUAUGAUUGUUGUAUUAUUUUAGGUCCAAAUUAUAUUAGACCAAAUCAAAGUGUACUUCGUCCGUAUAAACAACGACAGAAACAGAUUAACACAGAAUUUGAUACUAAUAUGAACAGGAUAAAGAAAUAUAUGAGUAAUCUCAAAGAUCCAGGAAAAUUACCAUUAACAUCACCAUUAUAUAACAUGUAUUCAGAUCGUCUUCGAACUUAUCUUCUUCAGCGUUAUAUGACUCCAUUACCGUUGAUUGAUCAAUUACGUGCUCGACGAGAAUUAAAACUUGGCAAAUCUAUUCAGCGAAAAUUAAAGAAAUAUAAACUUAUUCUUCGUCAAACAGAUAAAAGUAGUGUAUUUCAUAUUGGUUAUGCCAUUGAUUAUAAACAAAAAGCUACUAAAUAUCGACAAGAUACAGGUGCUUACGAAGAAUUAAAUGUCAAUCCAUUUAAUGAAACUAUUUACAAUGUUACUCAUGCACUAAAUCAAUUAAAAACAAUGUCAAAAAUUGCAGAAUAUCAGCGUAUGAACAUGGUACCUGUCCGUGAAAAGACACAACUAGCUUACAUGUAUUUUCUUCCUAAAUCACAUAAAAAAGAAACACCACUUCGACCUAUUAUCAACACUAUACAUGCUGCAACAACGAAAAUUUCCAAAUUUUUUAGAUCAAUUAAUUCGACCAUUAUUUGA